AUUUGCUCAAAAAAUGAAAACUUCUCCAUCUUCUUCUUCUUGUGUCUUUAUAGUAUCUUUCUUUUUCCCUAGACGGCUUAGAUAGAGUUGAAACUCAUAUGAAAAGCCUCUAAUUCAAUUCCACCAUCUGUCUCUCUCUAUCUCUAUCUCUCUUCAAAUUCAAACCUCAGUUUACGCGUAGAGACCAAAAAGGUACAAAAUCUCAAAAAAAAAACCAAACAUAUUCACUUAAAAAAAAAAACAGACAAAAAGACCAAUAAUCAUUCAGACACGACCAGACAGAAGAAGAUGAAACGGUCCAUCUCCUUCUUCUCCCUCACCUUCCUCCUCUACCUCACGACAGUAACUUCAGAUCUCGACUCCGACCGUCGCGCCUUACUCCUCCUCCGCACCAGCGUCCGCGGCCGCCCCUUACUCUGGAACACCACCGCCUCCUCUCCCUGCUCCUGGCGCGGAGUCCACUGCGACGCGGGUCGGGUCACUUCCCUCCGUUUACCCGGAGCUGGCUUAUUCGGAUCCUUACCUCUAAACGGAAUCGGGAACUUGACUCAGCUCCAAACGAUCUCCCUCCGAUUCAACUCGCUCUCCGGUCCGAUCCCUUCGGAUUUCUCAAACCUCGUCCUCCUCCGUUACUUGUAUCUCCAAGGUAACGCCUUCUCCGGCGAGAUUCCCUCGUUUUUAUUCGCGCUUCCGAAUUUGAUCAGAGUGAAUUUAGGGGAGAAUCGGUUCUCGGGUCGGAUCCCGGGUAAUGUGAACUCCGCGACCCGGUUGGUUACUCUUUAUUUGGAGAGGAAUGAGUUAACCGGUUCGAUUCCUGAGAUUACGAUCAGGCUUGAGCAGUUUAAUGUCUCUUUUAAUCGGUUAAACGGUUCGAUUCCGGUUUCGUUAUCCGGUUUUCCUGUAACCGUUUUCCAAGGAGGGAACAACACUCUCUGUGGGAAGCCGUUAGAGGCUUGUGAAGUUGACGCCGUUCCUCCCUCGCCGUUAGGGGGUAAAGAUAGUGACAAGUUAUCAACUGGAGCUAUUGUCGGAAUUGUGGUCGGGUGUGUUGUUGUCGGAUUACUGUUGCUUCUCUUGCUUCUGUUCUGUCUCUGUAGAAAGAAAAAAACAGAACCACCACCGAGACACGUUGAAGCUCCUGUCGCCGCCGCCGCUCCGACUUCCUCCGCGGCUGCGAUACCUAAGGAGACGGCGGCUAACGUCCCUGAGAGUGGUGUGGUGAGUAAAGAUUUGAUCUUUUUCGUGACGUCUUUGGGGGAAUUCGAUUUGGAUGGGUUGUUGAAAGCUUCAGCUGAGGUUCUUGGGAAAGGAACUGUUGGGUCUUCGUAUAAGGCGAGCUUUGAUCAUGGUUUAGUGGUUGCUGUGAAGAGAUUAAGAGACGUUGUGGUUCCUGAGAAAGAUUUUAGAGAGAGGUUGCAGGUUUUGGGGUCGAUGAGUCAUCCUAAUUUAGUGGCUUUGAUUGCUUAUUAUUUUAGCCGUGAUGAGAAGCUUCUUGUCUUUGAGUACAUGUCUAGAGGAAGCUUGUCUGCUCUCUUGCACGGGAAUAAAGGAAACGGGAGGACUCCGUUGAACUGGGAGACCAGAGCUGGUAUAGCAUUGGGAGCUGCAAGAGCGAUUAGUUACUUACAUUCUCGUGAUUCUACAACUUCUCAUGGAAACAUCAAGUCCUCAAACAUACUAUUGUCUGAUUCCUAUGAAGCUAAGGUCUCUGAUUACGGUUUAGCGCCUAUCAUUAGCUCCACAUCUGCGCCUAACCGUAUAGAUGGAUACCGUGCUCCUGAAGUAACUGAUGCGCGCAAAAUCUCUCAAAAAGCUGAUGUUUACAGCUUUGGUGUCCUAAUACUUGAGCUACUAACAGGGAAGUCUCCAACACAUCAGCAACUAAACGAAGAAGGUGUAGAUUUGCCGAGAUGGGUUCAGUCAAUUACGGAUCAGCAAUCACCGUCUGAUGUGUUUGAUCCAGAGCUCACAAGGUACGAAUCCGAGGGCAAUGAGAACAUUAUCCGGCUCUUGAAGAUUGGUAUGAGUUGUACGGCUCAGUAUCCAGAUAGUCGUCCUACCAUGGCCGAGGUCACUAGACUCAUCGAAGAGGUUUCACAUUCAUCAGGCUCCUCCCCAAACCCAGUAUCUGACUGAUUUUAGUGGGGGGUGUAAAUUGAUCGAAUCCAAAUUGUUUGGGGCUACAAGUGUAAUUUCUUGAAUAGUUUAUACGCAUUCCCCGCUUUUUUCUUUCCUUAUUUGUGUGUCCUAGUGUGUUCGUUAAUUAUUGAGCCUCAAAUUGAGAUGAGACUUUGCAGAUCAUUUUAUAAUUUUAAAAAUGUUCAUAAAAUUAUUUGCUAAAGCUAGUUUUUGUAUAAAGGGUUAUUGGUUGUGUGUGUGAAUUAAAUGGUUUGUUUUCUUCGUAUCUUAUCCUACAAAUCUAAGCCAACAAGGCUGCUGAAAAUAAAAGUCAACAAU
Messenger RNA from Eruca vesicaria subsp. sativa (arugula), 2457 nucleotides. NCBI's taxonomy places the organism in Eukaryota, Viridiplantae, Streptophyta, Magnoliopsida, Brassicales, Brassicaceae. The record is from the annotation of a GenBank genome assembly.